AUGGCCAACCCAACACCUACCACAGACACGGUGACACAACCUCCACCUCUGCCGACGCCAGCCGACGAGGACCCCGAUCUCUUCUUUCGCUUCCAGAGUCGCCGCAGCGUGGUCCACAGUACACGGGGCAUCGUGGCUUCUACGAGUCCGUUGGCGGGCCAGGCUGGUCUUGCAAUUUUAGAGGCCGGAGGCAAUGCCGCGGACGCAGCCGUGGCGGCCUCGGCCGUCCUCGCAGUCGUUGACCCACCCAUGACAGGCAUCGGCGGCGACUCGUUUUCUCUCUUCUACGACGCGCAGAGGACGCACAAAGUCCUCGGCCUGAAUGCAUCCGGGCGCACGCCACAGGCGGCCACGCGCAAGAUGGCAUGUGAAUCGAUCGGUCUCCCGUUGGGCCGCGACCGCGACAGUGAGGCCGACCAGAAGAAGAACGACGAGCAAUUGGCCGCAGCUUUGUUGCCGCACAGCUCCGUGCACGCCGUGACGGUCCCCGCGGGCGCAGCCGGGUGGGUGGAUGCGGUCGAGCAGUUUGGUUCGGGCCGCGUGACGCUGGCCGAGGUGCUGGCGCCGGCGAUCCGGUUGGCCGAGAAGGGCUUUCCGGUCAGCAAGCUGUCUGCUCAUUACUGGAAAGCGGCCGAAGAAGACCUGCGGACACGGUCACCACCGACACCGAACAUCUCGAAAAACGAAUCCCGGCCACACACGCUGCUCAAACCGGACUCCAGCAGCCCACACGGCGUCCGCGCACCGCGAGAAGGCGAGAUCAUUCACAAUACGGACUUGGCCGAGACGAUGCGGCGGCUGGCCACGCAGGGCAAAGCCGGCUUCUACGAGGGCCCCGUGGCCGAGGCGAUUGUAGCGGUGUCCAAGGCGGCGGGCGGGAUGAUGACACUCGAGGAUCUGAAAUACCACGCGUCGCUGCCGCCGGACAUCCAUGAGGCCUUGUCGAUACCGCUCGGGAGCAUCCAAGCGGCGGCGUCUGGCACCACCGACAGGAGCACGGACGCAUCCGGUCUCCGACUCUGGGAGCACCCACCCAACGGGCAGGGCAUUGUGGCCUUGCUGACAAUUGGCAUUCUCGAAGAGCUUGAGCGGACUGGCAAGAUCCCGCAUCUACGAUCGAUGCAGCACAACUCGGCCGCGUACUUGCACGUCGUUGUCAGCGCGCUGCGCAUUGCCUUUGCCGAUGCGGGCUGGUUUGUAGCCGACCCAGACACCAAAGACGCGGCGUCGACCUUUGAUCCGACGAGACUGCUGCGACCAGACUACCUAGCGGAGCGUGCGGACCUGUUCGACCCGGAGCGGGCCAUCCCAACGCCACCCCUACAUGGUGAGCCGGCAGCCGUUGGCCCGGAGGUUGUCGACGACAUUGACUGCCUCGUGGCCAGCAAAGCCACCGCGGCCUCGCCCACCACCAGCGAUACGGUUUACCUGGCCGUCACCGAUGAACACGGCAACGGCUGCUCGUUUGUCAACAGCAUGUCGGACCUGUUUGGGUCCUGUCUCGUGGUGCCAGGCUGCGGCUUUGCCCUGCCGAACCGCGGGCACAUGUUCCGCCUCGGGCCGGCCAACCACCCCAAUGUGUAUGCCGGCGGCAAGCGGGCGUACAACACCAUCAUUCCCGGUAUGGUCACACGUGAUGGUGAUGGUGAUGGGGAGCAACCGCAGCAGCAGACACUGGACACCGUCUUCGGCGUCAUGGGUGGCUACAUGCAGCCCCAGGGCCACGUCCAAGUGCUGCUCAACAUGCACGCCUUUGGAAUGGACCCACAGACGGCGCUCGAUGCGCCCCGUGUCUGUGUCGCGCCCAACUUCUUUUGGUCGCCGGACCGGGCGGCGGCGGCGGCGUCGAUGGCCGGCGGCGAGGUGUCGGGCCAGGUCUACGCCGAGGAAGGGCUGCCCGAGGCGACCAUAGACGAACUGCGGCGGCUCGGGUACACGGUGGUCGUGGUGCGGCGCUUUGCGCGGUCGCUGUUUGGGCGCGGACAGGUGAUCCGGGCCACACACGACCCGGUGACGGGCGAGCGGGUGUACAUGGCGGGCAGCGACGGACGCGGCGACGGACAUGCCGUGCCACUGAUCUAA
Messenger RNA from Sporothrix schenckii 1099-18, 2082 nucleotides. RefSeq names its product gamma-glutamyltranspeptidase. The record is from RefSeq and is a predicted model, not a curated record. Lineage: Eukaryota; Fungi; Ascomycota; Sordariomycetes; Ophiostomatales; Ophiostomataceae. The transcript has a single exon. The coding region runs from base 1 to 2082 and encodes 693 amino acids.